AUGAAGAAAAAGAAAGUGAUGGGGAAUCUGCAUCAGCAUUUGACAGUAGCUAAAGAUUGGAUAAGAGUGGGACUGAAGGAAGAAUUGAGAAGAGAAUACAAGAGGAUUUCUAAAGCAUCUGUAAUCACAGAAAAAGAGGAGAAUAAUGAAAUAGUAGUAGCCAGCGAGCAUGUUAAGGAAGACAAAGACAACAAUAAAAAACUAAAUGAAUCAAUUCAAAAUCUAAAAAAUGAACUCACUCAACUUGUUGCUAUCUCUAAAAACAAAUUAAACGAAAGGGAACAAGUUUGGUUAGAAAUUUUGUUAGAGAUGCAAGAAGUACUCACUAAUAAUAACCAAGACGACACUGCUCAAAAGCAACUAAGCAAAGCCAAAGAAAAAUUAAACAAGAAAUUAAGAAAAGGAGAAAUAGAAAAUAUUUGCCAACUACAAGAAGAAAUCACCCAACUGGAAAAACAACAGAAACAAAAUUACGAUCGAGUAACUCAAAUUCAAAUCCCGCCCAAGUAA
Molecule: messenger RNA, 510 nt
Organism: Paraglomus brasilianum
Lineage: Eukaryota; Fungi; Glomeromycota; Glomeromycetes; Paraglomerales; Paraglomeraceae
Source: the annotation of a GenBank genome assembly